Molecule: messenger RNA, 1075 nt
Organism: Phragmites australis (common reed)
Lineage: Eukaryota; Viridiplantae; Streptophyta; Magnoliopsida; Poales; Poaceae
Exons: 3
Coding region: 90-797 (235 amino acids)
Source: RefSeq, a predicted model, not a curated record
UUUAAUUUGCACCCUCCCCAAAUCUCCAUUGGCUCUCUCUCUCUCCCUCUCUCUCUCCCUCUCUCUCUCUCUCUCUCUCUCUCUCAUCCAUGAGGAUCAGGAGGAGGCCACAGCUCUCCUUGCAGCAGGCCUCAGAUCCAUCCACAUCCACCGCGCCCCAAACCCCGCAGAAUGCAGGGAGGAAUCGUGAAUGGCUUGAGGGAGGCAAGGAGGAGAGCAAGCUGCAUGCGAAUGUGGAUCUUGGACAGAAAUCUGGAGUGGCCAGGCGCUUGUCAUUGCCGCAGGACAAUGCAGUGGAUUGCGGCAAGAGCUUGGGUGCACAACAUGGAGCUGAUAAUAUGCAGAGGAGAUGCAGCGUAGUGAAUGGCCAUCACAGUUCGGACCAGAAGGACAGCGUGACAUGCACCGGUGCCGUUGGCAGUAAGUCCGAGCCGGCGGUGGCGAAGGUGGAGGAACACGUGAGCAAUGGCGUGCUGCUGCCCGUGGCGCCGGCGGUGGCCGUGAAGGACGAGGAGAAAGUGAGCAAUGGCAGCGUUGGCGGGGCCAAGAAACGGCGCGGCCCAGCGGUGCUGAUGGAAGGGUCGCGGUGCAGCCGCGUGAACGGCCGAGGGUGGCGCUGCAGCCAGCCGACGCUCGUCGGGUACUCGCUCUGCGAGCACCACCUCGGCAAGGGCCGGAUGCGGAGCGCGGCCGCCGCGGCGCGCGGCGGCGCGGCACAGCUUGGCCGCACCGAGCACAGGGUCAGGAUCCCCGCCGCGGCGCCCAAGGCCGAGGGGCCGAGCCUGCCGCGCUGCUAAGCCGAAGCGAUGGGACCGCAACGGCGGUGGGCGAUGUGGAUUCAUUUUUUGGGACCUUGCAUGUCGGCGGUGGCAUGCCAUGCGACAUGCAACUAUGCACCAAAUGUGGUUGGUGCAAUCCUGAAGGGGGAAAGCGAAGGAUUUUGGCCCUGAAAGCGCAAGAAAAUGGACUAAUCAGCAACGGGAAAGACUGGAAGUUGGGGAAUCACUUAUGCUACGAACACACCUUUUCCCCCAACACGUUCUUUUUUUCUUUCUGUGAAACUGUCUUUGCUAGC